Messenger RNA from Sus scrofa (pig), 2463 nucleotides. Lineage: Eukaryota; Metazoa; Chordata; Mammalia; Artiodactyla; Suidae. The record is from RefSeq and is a predicted model, not a curated record.
CCUGCCUUCUUGCAUGUUCUGGGUCGGGAUUCCCCUCGACCUUCUCCAAUCCGGGCCUGGAGUCCACACCUCAGCUCUACAAUGAGAACCAGAGCCUUCAGGCUCAGCUGGGUCACGUUUCCAGAGAGCACUCCCAGGAAACAGAAUGCCUGAGGGAGGCUCUGUUGACCUCUCAAUCCCGGCUUCAAGAACUGGAGAUGGAGCUGGAGCACCAGAAGGUGGAACGGCAGCAGCUUUUGGAAGACUUGAAGGAGAAGCAGCAGGAGAUCUUGCAUUUCCAGGAGGAACGACUGUCUCUCCAGGAGAAAGACUCCAGGCUGCAGCAUAAGCUGGCCCUCUUGCAGCAACAGUGUGAAGAGAAACACCAGCUCUUCCAGUCCCUCCAGUCAGAGCUACAGAUCUACGAGGCACUUUAUGGAAAUUCCAAGAAGGGGCUGAAAGCUUACACCUGGGAUGCCUGUCACCAAUCACUUUAAGCAGUGACUUGAGCCACCUGGUGGCAGAGAUCCGAGCUUUGAGAGGCCAGCUGGAGCAGAGCAUUCAGGGAAACAACUGCCUGUGACUGCAGCUUGAACAGCAGUUGGAUGGUGGCUGGCUCCAGGAAAGCCAGCCUCAGCCUCUCCUCCGUCAACCAGAACUUCCCUGCCAACACUGACUCUGGAAGCAAGCAGCCACUCUUCCAAGAUUCAGUUGCCUCCCCUCCAGUUCGGGAUGUGGGCAUGAAUUCUCCAGCUCUGGUCUUCCCCAGCUCUUCUUCUGCUCCUCCUGGCUCAGAGACCACAACCUUCAAUAGGACAAAUGAGCUGGGUUUGGAUGCUUCUCCAGUGAAGAAGAACCCUCACCCUCCCAAGCUGGAAGGUGAUGCUACUGACGGCUGCUUUGCCAAUAAGCAUGGCCGCCAUGUCAUUGGACACAUUGAUGACUACAGUGCCCUAAGACAGCAGAUUGAGGAGAGCAGACUGCUGGUCAAGAAGAUAGCAUCUCUCAUGAGAUCAACCUGCAACUUUCCUGGCCUUGAAGCUCCAGGCCCAGAGGAGAUGGGCAGCAAAGGUGUCCAUGAGCUCCUGAGCAGCACCAACACUCUGCACCAGCGGCUGGAGGAGUCGACCUCCCUCCUCACCAUGUUCUGGCGAGCAGCCUUGCCAAGCUCCCAAGGCCCUGCACUGGCUGGCAAAGUGGGAGAGUCCGUGAAAAGGGAGCUUCUGGAACUGAAAACCAAACUAUCCAAACAGGAGAGUCUACUUCAAAGCACGACCGAGCGUCUAAAGACUGCCAACCAGCAGAAGGAGAGCAUGGAGCAGUUCAUCUUCAGCCAGUUGACCAGGACUCAUGAUGUUUUGAAGAAGGCAAGGACUAACUUGGAGAAGAACACUUACAAGAUUGCCUCCAUAAAGCCUUAUUCCUGUCCCAGCAAAGGUGAAAUCCCUAAGGGCUCUGCCAUGCACUCCAGUCCCGUGACCCUUGCCUUUCAGGAGCCAUACAAGACUCGAAGCCACUCAAAACAGCAGGAAGGAUGGGCCUGCCCGCCUUUUGCACAGCUCCCUGUCUGCUGAGGAGGACCAGGGUCCCCUCCUCUACACCUGAUGAAAGAAGUCAGAGAUGUAGCCUGGUGGGGCAGGGCGAAAGGCAGAGGGCCUUCCCUGUACUUGUGGCAUAACUAGCCGCAGUUGCGGAAUAACCUGGCCCACUUGGCCCAGCGCUAAGCAAAACAUGCAUAGCUUGUAGAGGACCUCGUGACACUGCUUCUGAACACGCCUAAGGCAUGGGAACCAGCAACAGCACAUUUCUCACCUCAGCACCCAUCCUCAGCAGGUCAACUCGGGGGGAGGAGGGCCUGCCUCCUAGGAAUGGGACAUGAGGUCCCGACACUGGAGCUCCUGGGCAGAUCUAAAAGCACAGGACUGAGCAGCAGUGCCCUGCUGGACAGUGUGGCCUGGGCCCUACGACCUAACUGGGGGCCAGCACAGCUGAGUCACAAUCAGGCUGGGCAUCAGUCUACACUGCAGCACCUGAGUUAUUUGAAUCCAUGUGGUGAGAGGUGACUCCGAGAUGCCAUCUCAUGCUCAGCCUGUACCUCCUGUUUCUAUUCCUUCGUGAUCUCCAAAAAAGUGUUCUGACCUCACUCUGAAGAUACUGUCCCAUUUUGUCCUCCUACCUUCUCUCUGGAACUGGGGACUGAUGGCCACACCAAGCCCACUGAAAGUCUUGUGUAAAGCAAACCAGUGAUCAUUUUAAGUGAUAUAUCUGAGGGCCCCAAUUGUGCUAAAGCAUAGUCUGUACCUUUACAGUGCUUUAGAAUGUCUGUAUGUGUGUAUAAAUGUGUCAUACAUAUUUAUAUAUGUUGCUAUAGCAGUAUGUGUAUAAGCUAACAUAACUGGUGGACAGGGUCAGGGAGAGAAAAUGAAAACGUCUUGUUGGGGGCUAUUAAAGGAAAAUAUGUAUACAGAAAUAAAAUUUCUUUGC